Messenger RNA from Amoebophrya sp. A120, 3238 nucleotides. The record is from the annotation of a GenBank genome assembly. NCBI's taxonomy places the organism in Eukaryota, Dinophyceae, Syndiniales, Amoebophryaceae.
GCAAAACGACAUACAGAUAGCGUCAAAAAUGAUACUUCAAAUCAUGCCCCAAUUUUGUCAGCGUUUCACAAGAAAGAGGACGUCUUUCAAGUUUUGUCAACAUUUUAGUCUUCAAAUGUGACUCAAUCUCGACGUGUAUGAUGGGCGAGGGCAACUACCGAAACCGAAUACAAAUUAAAAACCAACGUGCGUGCGUUUCUGCCUGCGCAUCGAUACUACAUUCACGUGUGUCUCGUUUCGAAUAGAGCUACUGUUUCAACAAAAGGAAAAAAGACCAAGUUUCAACACGCGUGCGGAAGUUUCGCUUUCAGCUUCUUCAAGGUAUAAUAGCGAAGUUCAACACAAAAAGUGAGUUGAAAAAAGAUAAUUUUCGAGAAUGGCCACUACCGGUAGUUCCUGCUACGCUCUGACCUACCGGCUGUACGCCAUCGGUUUUUGGCUGGUUAUGAUCGGCGGUGGAUUGCAUGGGUUGACGCUUAAGGGGCCGGUGUGGUUCGGUUACCAGUUGUCCUGUCAAUCAAGAAAAGACGAGUACAAGCAGCAGUGCAUACAGGACGGCGCGGCGGGGUCCACGUACGACUGCGCCAACAGUGAGGAAGAAGUGUACCGGUACAUGCGGGACAAGAUCAAUUGCCACCCGCAGGCGCGAAGUCCGGAGAUGUUCAAGGGGCCAUACCAGUGGUGGGAUCACGGCAUUUUGCUCUUGAUUGUUGCCUUCUUCUGCGUCUGCGAGGGCUAUCGCGGAUUCCAGAAAAUGUUCUCCCCGAUGCUGAUCAAGCGCAGUUUGGAGUACGCGGAUUUAUACGUCGACCGAGCUAGUACUUCUUGUGACACGACGGGGAGUAGAACAAUUGUGGAGAACAACGGGAUAACUAGAGAAGAUGACUUCCCGAUUGCGCAUACCGUCGAAGAGAGUACAGAAACUGCUGCUGUGCCUGAUUUGGAGAAAGGUCCCGAUGCUGUGACAGUUCGGGAAACGUCGGGCGAUUCGAAAGACACGACGGCCGAGUCCUCCUCCGCCGCUCUUCUGGUGGACGAUGCGGCGAUCACUUUUGAUGUACAUUUAAAAUGCUUUUGCUUCUGCUGAUUCAUGCCUUUUCAUACACCGCGUACGUCUCUUUCUGUGCAAAAGAAUUUUUUUUCACCAUCCUGUUCUGUCGUUUAGUGUGGUUCUUCUACACCGAUCCUGCUUCGGUUUCGGAAAUGGAACCAUUUGACAACCCGCACAAAGAGGCGGGAACAAUAUAUUUUGAUAAAAAAUCUUGAAACAACAAUCCAGGUGUCGCAGAAAAACCGAACAGCCCAGGUCGAGUAUGGCAGCUGCCUGAAGAGUCGGGAUGACGAAGAAACAACUUUAGAGAAAACAACACCAAGCCUGCUCCCGCCCUACAUUUACUUCAACAAGUUCCAAAGCCCCUUCCUCGACCUCGUCCUCGCGCCCUUGCUGGUCGGCGGGUUUUACUACGGGAGCAAACGGCGACUGAUCGUGUCGUGGUGCCUCUUAAUCUUCAUUUUGCUGUGCAUUCUCGUGCUCGCGCUCAUUCGCAAGUAUGCCCCGGCGUCUUUCGUGCCGGAGUUUACCAACAUCGGUCUGGUCGCGGGUCUGGGCUUAUUACAAUGAAAAAUGCCCCCACCCCCGAACUUGGGAGCAUUUGUAUUGCAAACCUUUCCCAAUGAAACACUCGCCCUUGUGCAUCUAUCAGCAUCACAGGGUUCCAGUCGAGAAUAGCAAAAACUUGUAUUGCAGAAGGGCCCAGGAAGAGCGGCGCUUGUCAUGCAAGCGAUGCUACAGACGCCUAGACUCUGCAUCAGAAAGAUUCAUAAUCUUUUCAUGCAUGACAAAAAGUUUUCAUUUGGAAACUUCGCAUCACAAAUUGUUCCAACUCUGGGUGAGGGGGUAUUUUUCACUACAAUAAGGCUGGGGCUGGAUCUCCCUCCUCUGCUGGACGGUCCGGGCGUAUUGUCACUGCUACAGGAGUAUCAAAUGUAAAAGUGUCUGGGUCUGGAAGAGUCAUGCUGUUUUUGCAUGACACAGGAGGUCUGGCAUGGAAGCUCUAGCAUCACAGGUUUCGAGAAGCUUCCGCCAUGCCGAAUCCGCAUGACAAGUCCCCCAUUUUGGUGACAGAAAGUGGGCAGCUUUUGCUAACUAUGCAUCAGAGAUUUUUCUGUGUUCUGAAAUGCGCAUCACAAGUUUGUAUUCUUCCAGAUCCAGACUCAGACAUUUUUGCAAUGCAUAAGGAGCCAGCAUGCCGCUCUUGCGAUGGAACUGCGUAGGACAAGACCAGGAGGCGUAGUCGUGCUACCACAUCAAGAUAAGGACACCAGCACUUCCAAAGACAAUACCAGGACGAGCAGCAGAACAACCGCACAACAUCAGCAGGCAGCUGUGACAAACCGCGUAAUGGCAGUGGAGGACGAGGAAGCUGGAGCAAGGCGAACUGAGCAAGCGGCGCCCGAAGUGGACGUACCUGUACCCGAAACUCCGACAAGUAUCUACCACACGACUGAGCAAGUGGAUGCCUACAACAAAAAACUGCACGCCGACCGGGCAGCGGACGGGCUCUACGACUUCUUGAUUCCGAAGUCGUGCGAAUGGGGGUUGUAGUAACUACGGAAUGCUUGGUGUAUGUAGUUGUAUCACGAGGAAGAUGAACCUCCAGGAUGCUUUCGUAACAAACAAGAGAAACUUUCAGUUAAUCUAGAUCGCUUUAUGCUUUGCUUUGCAUGCGAUUAUUUGAUGAGAAUACAGGCGACAUAGGACCUUCUUUCGAUUUCUAGAGAGGGGGGACAAUUUUAGCAGUGUGUUAUAAGUACGGGUGGAUGAACAACCACAAGAACUACUAUUACCUUGAUGGGCUCCAAUCGGACUCAUACUGUAAGGCCCUCCGUUUAUGUCUUUUCAUAGCUUAUUUUGCGACUGCAGCUUGCGAAAGAAUCUGGAAAACUUUUCGAAUUGACGGCGCUCCUGAAGAUGGUACUCAGAAGAGGAGAAGCGUACUUCACAAUUUAGCUUCCGUGCUUGUUUCUCGGAAUAGAUUUCUGCAAUGGAUCGACGUUAUGUCUUGAUGCGAAACAGCGAAAGUAAAAAACUCGGGACGGAAUGAAAUGUUGAGUCAAAAGUUGGAUUUUUCCAUUUCUGUAGCAAAAAGAUGCGUCAAAAGCCUCACCCAAGAAUGCAAUUAUGAAUCGGAAACCUGCUCGCGACCUGCGACGACCGAUACUUUUUCUUACUCUGUGC